Molecule: messenger RNA, 252 nt
Organism: Saprolegnia parasitica CBS 223.65
Lineage: Eukaryota; Oomycota; Saprolegniomycetes; Saprolegniales; Saprolegniaceae
Exons: 3
Source: RefSeq, a predicted model, not a curated record
AUGCAUGCUUCCACGGACCUCCAUGAGGUCUACCCGAAGAACUCCCUCCUCUGGCGCGCCGUGACCAUCGUCUUGCUCGUCUGCGCACUGCCGCUGGUCGUGGUACUUGGCCUCCUCGUGGGCAUAUACGCAGGCGUGGCCAAGCUGCGUGCGUGCUGCCGCCCACGCAAGCCACACGUGACCGACCGGUUCACUGCGUACCCACCGCCCGCACCGGCCGCCAAGGUCCCGUACACGAUCGAGUCGACGUAC